AGCUUCGGGCUGGCGGGCGGCCGCGCAGCCGCAGAACGCACGCCGCGCGCCGCAGGAGGAGGAGGAGGAAGAGGAGGAGGGCCCGGCGUGGUCAGCAUGUUCCUGGACGAGGUGCACGCGGGGGGACCGGCUGAGCGGGGCCGCGGCCCGGGGCGACGUGGACGGGGUGCGCAGGCUGCUGCACCGCGAGCUGGUGCACCCCGACGCCCUGAACCGCUUCGGGAAGACGGCGCUGCAGGUCAUGAUGUUCGGCAACCCCACGGUGGCACGGGAGCUGCUGAAGCAAGGAGCCAGCCCCAACGUCCAGGACGCCUGGGGCACCAGCCCAGCGCACGACGCAGCACGCACCGGAUUCCUGGACACGCUCAAGGUCCUGGUGGACCAUGGGGCUGACAUCAACGCGCCCGAUGCCAGCGGGGCACUGCCCAUCCACCUGGCCGUGCGCGAGGGCCACACCGCCGUGGUCCGCUUCCUGGCCGCCGAGUCGGAUCUGGGGCACAGGGACGCAGGGGGACGCACCCCGCUGGAGCUGGCGCGGCAGACGGGGGCUCGGCACCUGCUGGACAUCCUACAGGGCCGUCCGCUGUGA
Molecule: messenger RNA, 589 nt
Organism: Ochotona princeps (American pika)
Lineage: Eukaryota; Metazoa; Chordata; Mammalia; Lagomorpha; Ochotonidae
Gene: CDKN2D
Product: cyclin dependent kinase inhibitor 2D
Exons: 3
Coding region: 242-589 (115 amino acids)
Biological process (GO): negative regulation of cell population proliferation; regulation of cyclin-dependent protein serine/threonine kinase activity
Cellular component (GO): nucleus
Molecular function (GO): protein kinase binding; cyclin-dependent protein serine/threonine kinase inhibitor activity
Source: RefSeq, a predicted model, not a curated record